Molecule: messenger RNA, 513 nt
Organism: Lycium barbarum (goji berry)
Lineage: Eukaryota; Viridiplantae; Streptophyta; Magnoliopsida; Solanales; Solanaceae
Product: vicilin-like seed storage protein At2g18540
Exons: 1
Coding region: 1-513 (170 amino acids)
Source: RefSeq, a predicted model, not a curated record
AUGAAGGAAAGGGCAGCCAAAGCUAAUCAACAAGAGGAAGAUCGGAACCUUGACGAGGACAUCUCCAACCAUGAGAAAUCAACUACUGAUAAUAUUCACCAAGAAAAUCAUGAGGGGGACAUAUCUGUGGUACAUGAAGAGGCUUCCAGUAGUGUUCCUAUGAUUGCUGAAAAUAACAACAUCAAGGGACAAACUGGGAAAGCUAAGGCUACAGAGGAAAAAAAAGAAACAAAAAGCAAGAAGAAAGCUGCUACUGAGGCAAAGAGAAAGGAUCAGGAAAAGAAAAAGAAAAAGAACAAGAAAAGGAAAGAAGCUAGAAACUUGAAGAUAAAAAAUAUUAUUAGCUUCAAAGAACCUAUGGAAAAGCAGAAUGAGAAAAGAGAAAUGACAACAGCCUGGCCAGAACAGAACAAACUGAAAGAAGCUUCCAAGAACAGGAUAAUGAGGGAAUACAAGGGCACGGCCAGCCAGAUGAGGAGAGCAAAGCGGAAGAAGCAAAAAAAUAUGAAAUAA